AUGGCCCAACAAUUAUCGUUGGCAAAGUAUUUUAGUGGGGUAAAUGAUCGUGAAAAGCGAAAGGCAGAUGAAACAGAAUCCAAGAAAAAGUAUGAAACAAAAAGAAGUCGUGGCUUUGUGGAAUCGUGGAAAGAGGAAUUUCAAUGGGUAGAGGACACUGAUAAAGGAAUGAUUUGCAAUUAUUGCAAAGAAUUUAAAGACUUGGCUGGUAAAACAAAGUUUGUAAAUGGGAACAUUUCAUACAGAAUUGAAAACAUUAGAACACACGAUGCAUCGGAAAAACAUAGAAAUUGUGCGGAUGCACACUUUGCUGCUCAAAGAAAAGCUGACAAUAAUGCACAAAAUUAUCAAGGACCAAUGGAUCAAGCAAUUCGUAAACUUGGUGAAAAAAACAAAACUCUUAUUUCAUACAUGUUCAACACCGCAUAUUGUGUGUUAAAACAGGAGUUGCCAUUUACGCUUUACUCCACAAUGCUACAAUUACAGAUCAAAAAUGGUUCUGAUCUGAUCAGAUUGCAAAGUUAUCAGUCAGAGAGGGCAUGUGCCAGGUUUGCCCCUUACAUAUCUGAUGCCAUUAGAGAACCGAUUCGAGAGAAGAUCGCCAACUGUAAAGCACUGUCUAUAAUGUAUGAUGGCGCGACUGAUUGCAGCGUCAGUGAAGUAGAAAUUGUUUACUGUAGGAUGCUUGACAAUGGAUAUCCGAAAGAUUUUUUUGUUGGUCUUGAAGAGCUUGAGCAUGCUCAUGCCGAUGGAGUAUUUUCAGCAAUUGACAAAGCUAUGACUGAUUAUGUUAGUAUUCAUUGGAAAGAAAAGUUAGUAGGUGCUGGCUCAGAUGGCGCUAGUGUCAAUUUAGGAGUAAAUAAUAGUGUAGCCACAAGGUUAAGCAACGGGAAGCCAUAUGUUUUGAAUGUCCAUUGUGUAGCACAUAGGCUGGAGUUAGGCAUUUUGAAUGCACUCAAAUCUAACCAAAAUCUCAUUACUGUUCAAGACAUGCUUAAAAAGAUAUACAAGCAUUACCACUACUCCCCUAAAGCUUUAAGGGAGCUGAGGAAUAUAGCUGAGUCACUUGAAGAAAAGGUUUUAAAACCAACCAAUUUAAAGGGUACAAGAUGGGUUCCCCAUAUUUCUAAAGCUAUGAAGUAUUUGGUGAAGGAUUACACCGUUCUGUUAGCUCAUUUUGAACAUGUGUCACAAUCGAAGGCAACACCAGAGGUUGUUGGUAGAGGUACAUUCAUAUCAAACAAACUGAAAGAUUACAGACUCCUUCAGUUCCUCUUUUUUAUGGAUGAUCUUCUAGAAAUCAUCAGUGAUUUGAGCUUACAUUUUCAGAAAGACGGCACAACAUGCAUUGAUUUUCUUGAUACCCUAGAAACAGCUGUUCUUAAUCUGUUGCAACUUAGGCAGCAGCCUGGUGCAAAACUUCAAGGUUUUCUUGACAGCAUAACUGUUCAAAACAACAAAGGGUUAUAUAAAAACACUGAACUUAAAUACUACAGUCCUCAGUUUGACUACACUACGUUACAAUCAGUCAUUGACAUAGUUGUUGAUAGAAUUUCUGGAAGGUUGGAAAAUCCUAACGAUCCUACAAAAUCUAUCCUCCAAGCUGCUCAGAUUUUUGAUACAAAAGACUGGCCAAACGACAGACAGCAACUAGCUGUGUAUGGUACCCAACAACUUCAGCAGCUUAGUGACCAUUUUCAGGUCUUUCUUGACAAUAUUGGUUGUGAUAGGAACCAGCUGCUGCCAGAAUGGGUGCACGUUAAAGCUCACAUUGGCAAUAGACUUAUUAACAAUGUCAACCUUCCAAAGAUUAACACUUUAUUUGUUCAACAACCUGAUCAGUACAAAAACAUUUUGAUGUUAAUAGAAAUUGUAUUGGUUUUGCCAAUAAGUAGUUCUAUAUGUGAGAGAGGGUUCUCUGCUCUUAAGCGAAUCAAAUCUGACUGGAGGUCUAACUUGACAACAGACACGAUGAAUCACUUGCUACUAGCAUCAAUUGAAGGGCCCUCUCUUGAUGAAUACAAUUCAGAAAGGGCAGUCCAUCUUUGGUGGACAGGUGGACAACGACAAAGACGCCCACAAUUUGCACCUGGUCCUAACAUGGUGGAGGUGGAUGAAGACCAGCUUCUGAACUUUUUGUUAAAUGUUUAA
Molecule: messenger RNA, 2151 nt
Organism: Ostrea edulis (European flat oyster)
Lineage: Eukaryota; Metazoa; Mollusca; Bivalvia; Ostreida; Ostreidae
Product: zinc finger protein 862-like
Exons: 2
Coding region: 1-2151 (716 amino acids)
Source: RefSeq, a predicted model, not a curated record